AUGGCCUCACAGCAGUCUCAAUAUAAGGUUACAAAUGCAGUCAAAUUGGAAAGAACAAGAACUUCAGUAGCAGACAAAUCCAAUCCCUAUGCUGAGAUUGCUUUGAUAAACAGCCUAUCGAGCUUACUGGCUCGAUAUCUUCCAGUUGAUAAGGGGUUGAAAAUCAACAAUGUCCAAAAGCCAGCACCAAGUUACAGCAAUCAAGAUAGAAUCAACAAGAACACCUCUAGAAACAAGACAAUUAUCACAACCACGGAUACAAUCACCGAUACAAUCACCGAUACAAUCACCGAUACAAUCACCGAUACAAUCACCGAUACAAUCACGGAUAUAAUCACGGAUAUAAUCACGAAUACAACCACGCACACAACCACGAUCGCCAACACCAGCAUGAACGCUAACACCAACACGAUCGCCAACACCAACUCAAAAGUUCACAAUAGACGUCUCGGAAGGUUACUUGGAAUUACAUGCUGCUUGAUUAUUGCCAUACCAUUGGCAUUUGAGUCUUUCAAAUUGCUAAAGAUCAACGUUUACGGAGCUCGAGCUAAAGGUUUCUCGGGUAUUUCAGGACUCAAUGUUUCCGUAUUUCUUUUGAUAGCUAGUAUGUUUAUCGGUGGAACCGAAGUGUCCGGGUACGAUGAGGGAGAUUUUGGAUACAUGUUUCUAUGCCUUGGAGGUUUGGCACUAGUUGUAGAGGUCUAUUUUGGCACUAUCAUGAUGUUGACAAUGGAUUUCGCAUGA
Messenger RNA from Lodderomyces parapsilosis, 744 nucleotides. RefSeq lists its product as uncharacterized. NCBI's taxonomy places the organism in Eukaryota, Fungi, Ascomycota, Pichiomycetes, Serinales, Debaryomycetaceae. Bases 1 to 744 code for a protein of 247 amino acids. The transcript has a single exon. The record is from RefSeq and is a predicted model, not a curated record.